GUACCAAAACAGGAACUGUCUUUGGACAUUGUGCGAAGUAGCUAGCAACGUUCAUAGCAACACUCUUUCAGUCUGAAAAUUGAACAUUAGUCAUAAUGGCGGAUCCUAGAAUACGGCAAAUUAAAAUAAAAACAGGUAUUGUUAAACGACUGGUGAAGGAUAAGAUGAUGUACACCAAGGAGGCCUCGCUCCAGGAGGAGAAGGUGGAGAAGAUCAAGGCUGAGGCUGGGUGUGAACAUGUCAUCAGGAAACAGUUGGAGGUGUUGCAGGAGUCCAGAAUGAUGAUCCCAGACUGCCAGCGUCGCCUCUCCAUCGCCCACGGCGAGCUACAGCAGCUGCUGGAAACCGAGGAAGACUUGGCCGAAUCAGCGGAGUACGUAGAGGCCAGAACCGUAUUGGACUCAGUGAAGCUUGAAGGAUGAUGUUCUCACACUGAGAUGCACCUCUUUAAUGUCCAUUCCAUUCGUCUGGGCUUGUUUGAAAACAUAGAGACAAACAGAAUCAGUCUUUUUUUUUCUUUUUUUUUUCUUUCGUUUUCCAAAGCCUUUUUUUUUUUUUGGGGUGGGGGGGGCAUAAUUUAUUUUUACGUUUAAGAACAAUGUGCCUACUGGUCUUGACAUGAUUCUGUGAUGUAAACAAUGCCACAAGUAUCCAAUAAACAUUCAACGGAA
Molecule: messenger RNA, 671 nt
Organism: Hypomesus transpacificus
Lineage: Eukaryota; Metazoa; Chordata; Actinopteri; Osmeriformes; Osmeridae
Gene: tbca
Product: tubulin cofactor a
Exons: 4
Coding region: 96-422 (108 amino acids)
Biological process (GO): tubulin complex assembly; post-chaperonin tubulin folding pathway
Cellular component (GO): cytosol; microtubule cytoskeleton
Molecular function (GO): beta-tubulin binding
Source: RefSeq, a predicted model, not a curated record